Molecule: messenger RNA, 1550 nt
Organism: Antrostomus carolinensis (chuck-will's-widow)
Lineage: Eukaryota; Metazoa; Chordata; Aves; Caprimulgiformes; Caprimulgidae
Gene: TANK
Product: TRAF family member associated NFKB activator
Exons: 8
Coding region: 1-1446 (481 amino acids)
Biological process (GO): negative regulation of canonical NF-kappaB signal transduction
Source: RefSeq, a predicted model, not a curated record
AUGGAUAAAAACAUUGGAGAGCAGCUUAACAAAGCUUAUGAAGCCUAUCGACAAGCAUGCAUGGAUAGGGACCAUGCUGUGAAAGAACUACAGCAAAAAACAGAAAGCUACAUGCAGCAAAUACGUGAACAGCAGGAAAAGAUAGAGCUUCAAAACAGCAUUAUUGCAAAACUGAAAUCGCAGUUAGCUGCUCUGAAUGCUAAUAGAGGUAAUGUGCAUCCCUACAUUCUGAUGCAUGAAGACAUUGAAACCUCUAACUUAUCUUUCAGCCAGCUCUCUGAAAAACUGAACAUAGCAAAGCAAAGAGAAAAAUUCUUAAAGGAACAGUUAGAAAGUGAGAGCAUGAGAUUGAAGCAACUUGAGGACAAAAGCAAUCAAAAGGAAAAGAAGCUCAUAUCUAUUAUUUCCAACCAAGAAGAUAAAAUAAGAACUCUGAAAAGCAAAUUGAAAGAAUUAAAUGACGCACAAAAGGGUAUACAGAUGCCAGCAUAUAAAAGGGAGGUGAAAAGUAAGAAAGUUGUUCCAGAUAAGCCUGAAUUAUCUCUAGGGAUCUCUGGUAUUUCUACUAUGCCUGAAAGGGAGAAUCUGGAGACUAUUUUCCAGGACAUGAAUGAAGAGUGUCAUCGAAUAUGUGUGCUAGCCAGAGAACAAACAGACCAACUGAGUAAAUUUAAGAUAAAGCCAGAACCUGAAACUGAAAUACAGUUUUCCAUGCCGAUACAGUGUACUGAUAAAACUGAUGAACAAGCAGAAGAGCUUUUGAAGCCUCGGGUUAUAAAGGAUAUAAAUAGAGGUGCAUCAUGCAUCACAUCUAUCACACCAAGAGGAGUGGGCCAAGAUGAGGACAACAGCUCUGUAGAAUCACUUUCUAAAUUUAAUGUCAAGUUUCCACCUACAGACAAUGACUCUGCUUUCUUGCAGAGCACUCAGGAAAAACCAACAGUUCCUUGUACUGGUGGAGCUGAAAACAUGCUUCAAGAUCAUCAUUUUAACCUGGAGCACAGAGACCGUACUGUUAACCUCGGUAGAUUGGAACCUAACUCAUUUGAAGCUCAUGGAGUUGAUCUCAUGACCUCAGCUUUACAAAGCCUAACUACUGUUGACAAAACAAACCCCCCAAGUCAUGCAAACAUGUCCAUAGAAAAUACCCGUGACAAAACAUGUAUAAAAACAACAGACACUGCUUUCACAUUUGUACCUAAGCACACAAACCAGGGUGUACCUGAAGUAUUUUUUUCUUCAGAAGCUGCUGGGACAACCGUCAGAGGUCCUCAUCAGCUCAUUUGGCAGCCUCGAGACAAUGAUUUGCUGGCACAAGCUUAUACAGACUAUGAACUGAAUCAGUGUGGAAUAUGUGAAUUCUGUCGAGAAGUUUUCCCACCAUCUAUAACAUCUAAGGAAGAUUUUCUUCGGCAUCUGAAUUCCCACUUUAAAGUACAGUCUUAAUGUAUGAGAAUUCAGUGGAUCACUGUUUUUGCAUACAUUUUAUGAUAUGCUAAGAAUUUAAGAAUUAAGACUUCUUGUAACAAGAACUGAUGACUGAAAUUGUC